This is a messenger RNA of Hypomesus transpacificus, 3038 nucleotides long. RefSeq names its product uridine-cytidine kinase-like 1. Gene Ontology annotation, cellular component: cytoplasm. The transcript has 15 exons. Bases 32 to 1663 code for a protein of 543 amino acids. The record is from RefSeq and is a predicted model, not a curated record. Gene Ontology annotation, molecular function: ATP binding; kinase activity. NCBI's taxonomy places the organism in Eukaryota, Metazoa, Chordata, Actinopteri, Osmeriformes, Osmeridae.
GAACCGCGCCGCUGUAGUACGAGAUGGAGACAUGGCUCUGACAAUGAACCAAGCUGCCGUCGAUGUCGGCACUCAGCCUACAGAGAAAGCUGAUGAAGACGACAGAUCUGUGCCCAGAUCAGACAGCGGAAGCGGAGACGAUUCCCUGGACAGCCUUCUCAACUGCCCUUUGACAUCUUCUCUGUCGCCGCGGAAACGGACAACCAGCCAGAGCAAGACCGAGCCCCCCCUGCUGAGGACCAAUAAGAGGACGAUCUACACGGCCGGGCGCCCACCCUGGUACAACGUCACCGGCACCACCUUCAAAGAGGCCUUCGUCAUCGGCUUGUGUGGAGGAAGUGCUUCUGGGAAGACCACCGUAGCCAAUAAGAUCAUAGAAGCCCUCGAUGUUCCCUGGGUGGUUCUACUCUCCAUGGACUCCUUCUACAAGGUCCUAACCAGAGAGGAGCAGGAGUUGGCCUCCAGGAACGAGUAUAACUUUGACCACCCGGAGGCGUUUGACUUUGAGCUGCUGGUGACAGUGUUGAGGAAGCUGAAGAAGGGCAAGAGCGUCAAAGUUCCCGUCUACGACUUCACCUCCCACUGCCGGCGCAAGGACUGGAAAACUGUGUAUGGAGCCAAUGUGGUCAUCUUUGAGGGGAUUCUGGCUUUUGCCAACAAAGAGCUUCUGAAGCUGCUGGACAUGAAGGUGUUUGUGGACACAGACUCAGACAUCCGUCUAGUACGGCGUCUGAAGAGGGACAUCUCGGAGCGCGGCCGCGACAUCAACGGGGUCAUCAAGCAGUACAACAAGUUUGUGAAGCCGGCGUUUGAGCAGUACAUAGAACCCACAGUACCAGUGGCAGACAUCGUGGUGCCCAGAGGGGGAGAGAACUUUGUAGCGUUGGACCUGAUUGUGCAGCAUGUCCACAGCCAGCUGGAGAAGCGUGAGAUCACAGUAAGGUCGGCCCUGGCCUCGGCCCACCAGGGGCAGCCCCUUCCAGAGACUCUCAGUGUCAUGGAGAGCACACCUCAGGUCCGGGGGAUGCACACCAUCAUCAGGAACAAGGAUACGAAUCGUGACGAGUUCAUCUUUUACUCCAAGAGACUGAUGAGACUCCUGAUUGAACAUGCUCUCUCUUUCCUGCCCCUCAAGGCCGUGUCGGUGGAGACCCCCCAGGGUUCCUUCUACGAGGGGAAGAGGCUGAGUGGCCAGAGAAUCACAGGUGUGUCCAUCCUCAGGGCGGGGGAGACCAUGGAGCAGGCUCUCAUGGCUGUAUGUAAAGACAUCCGGCUGGGGAAGAUCCUCAUCCAGACCAACCACGAUACUGGAGAACCAGAGCUGCACUACCUCCGGCUGCCCCGGGACAUCAGUGAGGACUAUGUGAUCCUGAUGGACAGCACCGUGUCCACUGGAGCAGCUGCUCUCAUGGCUGUCAGGGUGCUGCUGGACCAUGAUGUCGAGGAGGAGCAGAUCUUCCUGCUGUCUCUGCUCAUGGCUGAGAUGGGAGUCCACUCCGUGGCCUAUGCCUUCCCCAGGGUCCGCAUCAUCACCACGGCCGUCGACAAGAAGGUCAACGACCAGUUCCACAUCAUCCCUGGCAUCGGUAAUUUUGGGGACCGCUACUUUGGCACGGACGCACCCUCAGACUGGUACGAGAGUGAUGAAGGGAUGGACUACUGAAGGAUGAAGGGAUGGACUACUGAAGGAUGGAGGACAGGAAAGAUGGAGGGAUGGAAGAAAAAAGGGUGUUUCACUAUCCAAGCACUUUGCCAUGUCUGCUACUGAAACCUUUUCUACCCCCCCCCCCCCUCGCCCUCCUGCCCCCCUCGCCCUCCUGCCCCCCUCGCCCUCCUGCCCCAUCAGUGACACCUGCAGAGAGAGACAGAGAAAGAGAUUACAAAUGUGUGUAGGAGCGUCUCUGAUACUGUUUGUUGCCAGUUUUCCCAUGUGUGAGACCACGGUGACGAGGUCGUAAACAAGGUAACCAUGAUAACCAACCAGGUCAUACAGUGUUAAGCACUGCAACCAUGGUGACCAGGUCUUACCAUGGUAAAACGCAGGGAGAUUGAAGGCUGUUCAUCACUAAACAUGUGGUCUAGCUCCAGUCUGGUGUGAUGGUGUGGUUUUAGGUUGGUAGUUUAACAUCGACAUCAUCAAUACUAGACCUUUUUCAAAUAUAUAAAUAAGCUUCCUUAUUAUCUCACUGCUUUUGACACCAUCAGUAGUUUGCCGCUGCAAAGCGUCCAUCUGUCAGCUCAAGUGAUCACUGAAAACCACCCAGAGCAGUGUGUAGUAUUGAGACUGGGCCACAGAGGAGUGUGGAGUAUUGAGACUGGGCCACAGAGGAGUGUGGAGUAUUGAGACUGGGCCACAGAGCAGUGUGGAGUAUUGAAACAGGCCCACAGGGUUUCACUGAUUCUAAGGUGUCUUAGCUGAGGGGGAAAGACUCAGGCAGUAUUUACUAAUAAAGGGAUAUCUUUGCCAUCUUUGUGUGGUAAAAUAAUGUAGACUUGAAUCUGGGCGAUGACAUGAGGUGCCUCCAUGUAGAAUGACCUUGCUCACAUUUCUCUGGAUGAUAUACUUGAAUGCUUUUAUUUCCAUUGUAAAUUAUUUCCUUGCCAAUGUCUAAAGAGUAAAUGUUUAUUAAAGUCUUCAAAUGUAAAUGAAAAUGUGACGACCGGUACUUUUAAAAAUAACUUAACGUUUACAACAUAUUGGUUCCAGACUAUUGGUUUAGUUUAGACCCGGUAGAAAAACCGCGUUAUUGGAAUUUUUCUUAGUUCCUUGUCGGUAAAGUACGGGGCUGCCCUUCGGCAUCGUCAGACUGUAGAACUGUAUUUUGUUUCUUACUGGAACUGCACGUGAUCAUGUGGUUACAUUGUCUAAAACGGCUCAGUUACAUUUAGGAUUUGUCUCAAAACUAAAAAGUUGUGUUGUGUCGGUGUGGUUGGGCAAGAUGGUAUUAAAAAGGAUCCGUUUAUAACCCUUAUUCCCAAAUGCAACUUUACAAACACAAUACAUACACAUUCUAUGUUACUAUUUUAUGUUGAAACAA